GGGUCGUCUUCCUAUCUUCAGUUGCGUCGGUAGCUGGAGGAGGACGGACGGUGAUGGCGGCGGUCGCAGCGAACCUAGCUGCAGCUGCCGGCCAGGCCUCUGCUGAGGACAGAGAGACACAGCCCGAGGCAAUGCCAGACCUGGAUGAACAGUGGCGCCAAAUCGGGAAUGGGCGAGAGCGUCCACUGCGAGCUGGCGAAAGCUGGUUCCUUGUGGAGAAGCACUGGUAUAAACAAUGGGAGGUGUAUGUGAAGGGAGGAGAUCAAGAUGCUAGCACCUUUCCUGGCUGUAUCAACAAUGCUGGGCUCUUUGAAGAUCAGAUAAACUGGCACCUCAGGGAGAGACUGCUAGAAGGAGAGGAUUAUGUGCUGCUCCCAGCGCCUGCUUGGAACUACCUGGUCAGCUGGUAUGGCUUAAUGGAUGGCCAGCCACCUAUUGAGCGCAAGGUCAUAGAACUUUCUGGCAUUCGGAAGGUGGAAGUGUACCCAAUAGAGCUUCUGCUUGUUCAGCACAGUGAUAUGGAAACAGCGCUCACUAUUCAGUUUAGCUAUACUGAUUCUGUGGACCUAGUCUUGCAAACAGCUCGGGAGCAGUUUCUGGUAGAGCCUCACGAAGACACACGCCUCUGGACCAAGAACUCAGAGGGCUCUUUAGAUCGAUUGUGCAACACACAGAUCACACUGCUUGAUGCCUGCCUUGAGACUGGGCAGUUGGUCAUCAUGGAGACCCGAAACAAAGAUGGCACUUGGCCCAGUGCUCAGCUGUGUGGCAUGAACAACAUACCGGACGAAGAUGAGGACUUCCAGGGUCAACCAGGCAUCUGUGGCCUUACCAAUCUGGGCAACACGUGCUUCAUGAACUCGGCCCUACAGUGCCUGAGCAAUGUGCCACAGCUUACGGAGUACUUUCUCAACAACCGCUACCUAGAGGAGCUCAACUUCCGGAAUCCUCUGGGCAUGAAGGGUGAGCUUGCCGAGGCCUAUGCAGAUCUGGUAAAGCAGACUUGGUCUGGCUACCACCGCUCCAUUGUGCCCAAUGUGUUCAAGAACAAAGUUGGCCAUUUCGCAUCCCAGUUUCUGGGCUACCAGCAGCAUGACUCACAGGAACUACUGUCAUUCCUCCUGGAUGGGCUACAUGAAGACCUCAAUCGAGUCAAAACGAAAGAAUAUGUUGAGCUAUGCAAUGGUGCUGGGCGGCCUGAUCUGGAAGUGGCUCAGGAAGCCUGGCAGAACCACAAACGACGAAAUGAUUCUGUGAUUGUGGACACUUUUCAUGGACUCUUCAAGUCCACACUGGUGUGCCCUGAUUGUGGCAAUGUUUCUGUGACCUUUGACCCCUUCUGCUACCUCAGCGUCCCACUGCCUGUCUGCUCCAGGAGGGUCUUGGAGGUCUUCUUUGUCCCCAUGGAUCCUCGCCGCAAGCCAGAACAGCACCGGGUUGUAGUCCCCAAGAAGGGCAAUAUCUCGGACCUGUGUGUGGCUCUGUCUACACAUACAAGUGUUGCACCAGACAAGAUGAUAGUAGCUGAUGUCUUCAGCCACCGAUUCUAUAAGCUCUACCAGCUGGAGGAUCCUCUGAGUGGCAUCUUGGAUCGUGAUGAUAUCUUUGUAUACGAGGUGACGGGCCGGAUUGACCCUGUUGAGGGUUCAAGAGAUGAUAUUGUGGUUCCUGUUUACCUGCGGGAGCGCACCCCAUCCAGAGACUACAACAACUCCUACUACGGUCUGAUACUUUUUGGGCAUCCUCUCCUGGUGUCAGUGCCCCGGGACCGGUUCUCCUGGGAGGGCCUAUAUAACAUCUUGAUGUACCGGCUUUCACGAUAUGUGACCAAACCCACCUCAGAUGAGGAUGAUGGAGAAGAGAAAGGGGAUGAAGAUGAGGAUGAGGAUGUCGAACAACAAGAAGAAGAUAAUAGCAGUAGUGAAGAAGAAAAGGAAGAAGUGUCUGGGCCUACCGUUAAUGAUGGCACCCAAGAAGCAGAGCAGGACCAGGCUGGCACCAGCUCUGGGGUCACUGGGACAUGCCCAUUCCUCUUAGAUAACAGCCUCCACACAUCGCAGUGGCCUCCGAGGCGACGACGAAAGCAACUGUUUACUCUGCAGACAGUGAACUCCAAUGGAACCAGUGACCGGACCACCUCACCUGAAGAAGUCCAAACCCAGCCAUACAUUGCCAUGGAUUGGGAACCAGAGAUGAAGAGGCGUUACUAUGAUGAAGUGGAGGCUGAGGGUUAUGUGAAGCAUGACUGUGUGGGAUACAUGCUGAAGAAAAAUCCAGUGCAGCUGAAGGAGUGCAUCAAACUCUUCACCACUGUGGAAACCCUUGAGAAGGAGAACCCCUGGUACUGCUCCUCCUGCAAGCAGCACCAGCUGGCCACCAAGAAACUGGACCUCUGGAUGCUACCUGAAGUUCUCAUUAUCCACCUGAAGCGUUUUUCAUUUUCCAAAUUUUCCCGGGAGAAGCUGGACACCCUGGUGCAGUUUCCUAUCCGAGAUCUGGAUUUCUCUGAGUUUGUCAUCAAACCAAAGACUGAAUCUUCUCCAGACAUGUAUAAAUAUGAUCUCAUCGCAGUUUCCAACCAUUAUGGUGGCAUGCGUGAUGGACACUAUACAACAUUUGCCUGUAACAAAGACAGUGGCCAGUGGCACUACUUUGAUGACAAUAGUGUCUCACCUGUGAAUGAGAAUCAGAUUGAGUCCAAGGCAGCCUAUGUCUUGUUCUAUCAACGCCAAGAUGUGGGUCGACGCCAGUCCCAGUCUGCUUCAUCUGCUUCCCCUGCCUCCCCUGCCUCUCCUGCCUCCAGUUCUACACCCAACUCUGAUAUCAUGGAUGUCAAUUAAAGAGCCCUGGAACCUACCAUGGAGGAGGAAGCCCCCUUUGCCACUCUUUCCUGUCUACCCUGUCUCUUUCCUGUGUUCACCGCUCCCCCAGACAUUGCAGGCUUAGUCUGUGGCUACUGUUCUCUUGUACCGCUGUAUUACUCUCUCAGAAAGAAGAGACCCCGUGCUCCUGGCAGUGUGCCCCUGCCUGUGUGUGCCCGUACAGCAGUGACUUCCCCUCCUAGUCUUAUUUAUGCUUCCCUUCCCUCUUUUCCUCAUGCCAAAGUGUUCUUAGUGGCUGAUACUUGGGGUUCACAUGAACACAGAGUGUAUUUUCUUAUUGAAACCAUACCUUCCUCUCUGUGUUAAGUAUACAUAAAAAGCUCCCGACUCCAC
Messenger RNA from Grammomys surdaster, 3215 nucleotides. It is a transcript of the gene Usp11, whose product is annotated as ubiquitin specific peptidase 11. Gene Ontology annotation, molecular function: cysteine-type deubiquitinase activity. The coding region runs from base 54 to 2840 and encodes 928 amino acids. The record is from RefSeq and is a predicted model, not a curated record. The transcript is spliced from 21 exons. Gene Ontology annotation, biological process: protein deubiquitination. Lineage: Eukaryota; Metazoa; Chordata; Mammalia; Rodentia; Muridae.